Molecule: messenger RNA, 2964 nt
Organism: Acromyrmex echinatior (Panamanian leafcutter ant)
Lineage: Eukaryota; Metazoa; Arthropoda; Insecta; Hymenoptera; Formicidae
Product: tyrosine protein kinase receptor torso
Biological process (GO): multicellular organism development; positive regulation of kinase activity; cell surface receptor protein tyrosine kinase signaling pathway
Cellular component (GO): plasma membrane; signaling receptor complex
Molecular function (GO): transmembrane receptor protein tyrosine kinase activity; ATP binding; protein binding
Source: RefSeq, a predicted model, not a curated record
ACUGCAGUUAAAACGUGCAUAUUUUAAAAAUGAAGCAUUUUACUCUGUGAUAUUUUAUAGAUGCAAUCUCGUAGAAUAGCAACAAUAUCAUGUAAAAGUGUUUAUUUACACUUGUGUGUGUUAUCUCUAAUGAAUAUCUUACGCAUAUAUAUAAAUUUGAAAAGAAAGUGCUUUUUCUAUCAUCUUUAUCCCCAAAAUCCACAAGUAUCCUCAUCAGUUAAUAGUAAUAAAAAUUUCGAAUGGGUGAUGCGCACAUUUUCGGGCAAGUCGACGGAAUGCUAUUUUUCUUAUUUUCUUAUAUAAUUACUAUCUAUGGAUUUCGUCUUCAAGAAGCUCUGGAUACUGCUGGAUGCCUGACGCUAUGUAGAAACGAAUCGUGCCGAAAUCGUUGUUCGCAACCUAUUGGCGAGUUUGAGCCUUAUCCAAGAAUAAAUGAGAAAGCUGACGCAAAUAUCACUUUACACUGCAGAGGAAUGAAUACGCUAAUAAUUAAACAUCCUCCUGGAAGCUAUAUUAUUCAACAAAGUGUUUCCGUCGACACUUGGGGUCCAACCAUAGUGAGCAAUGGCGGAUUAUCGACCUUUUCAAAUUUGACACCAGGUGCAUUUUAUCGUUAUCGUUUACACAGAAUAACACAACGUGGCUUCUCAUUAGCUGAAACGUCGGAUUGGUUUUCAACUUACGCAGUUGAUUAUCAACCAAACCAAGUUGAGUACAUUUCAGUUGUGAAAAUUGAAGAAGAAAGUAAUAAUGUGUGUGAAUUACGAACUGAAAUUGUUUUUCAACCUGUUGAAGACCAGAGCUGUAACUAUAAUAUAUUAUCUUGUUUAACAAUAAAAUUACUAAUAUUGUUCAGUCAUCAGUUGUUAUAUUUAUAUAUAUUUCUUCAGUCUUUAGAUUUUCGCUUUUCUCUUAGACACUUACGAUACAAUCAGAAUAUUACUAUAUCGAUCCGAUCGUGUAACGAUAACUUUUCGAAAGCCAGUAAUGCAACAAUGUUUACUUUUAUCACACCAUCGUGUCUACAAAUUCAUCAUAAUUUAAGCAUCUGCGCACCUGAAAAGGUAAAAGGUUUACAGAUGGAAUAUAUUCGAAAGCGAAGUGAAGAAUCAUAUGACGUUGCAAUUAAUUGGAAUAAACCUUUUCUACAACCGGAUAAUUACACGUUACAAUUUAACUCGCUUCAAUUUGAACCACGUUUACUAGUUGUACCCGGGGAUGCAAUCAAAGCUCUUUUCUCAAACGUCGAUGUAAGAUUGCGGUAUGAGAUCAAUAUUGUAGCAGAAUCAAUGGGCGGUGUAAGUUUACCAUCGACUAUAUCCGGGAAUAUCGACGAAGCUUCAGUUGCAGAGCUAUCUUAUCGCGAGAUUAUUGUAGCGUUAUCAACACUAGUGAUUGUUGUGGCGAUAUUUGGAAUAAUUUAUAUGCAACAUUGGAACAAGAGGGAGGAGAAGAAUAAACAAACUAAUACGGAAUAUAUGCAUUUUGAGGGUUCUAUGGAUUCCCUAAAGAAACUUUUAAAUCAGGAUUAUGCAGCAGAGAAUAGCGACACUCUUUUACCUCAUAAUAAAUUUCUACUUGCUCCACAACGGCUAAAACUUAAAGGUAUAUUAGGCAGUGGAGCAUACGGCAUCGUUAGACUUGCCUCGUUGCAAGAUGAAUUUGGCGCUAUCGCAGACGUAGCUGUUAAAAUGAUGAAAGAUGAUCCAACAGUAGACGAUAUAAAAAAUUUUUAUCGAGAGAUUUCAAUGAUGAAGUCCGCUGGUCAACAUCCAAACAUAGUGUCUUUAAUUGGAUAUUGUACUUUGUAUAAUAAACCUUUAUUAGUAGUGGAAUAUUGUAGCAAAGGUGAUUUACAAACAUAUUUAAGAACGAUUUGGCAGAAUAUAGUGAACGCCAUAUUCGAAUGUAGGACUCACUUAAAAUCUAAUGUGGUGUCUUUUGCCAAUAAGAACACAGAUCAAGGUAAUAUGUACAUAUAUGUUUAUUUCGUGAUAUGUGUGUGUGUGCGCGCGCGCACACAAUGUUCUUUACAUAUUUAUGUUUACAUAUUGUUAUAUGCACUAUGUGAUAAUAACUUCAAAUGUUCAAACGAAAUAUUUUUCUAUUAUGCAGAAAAAUGUGUCUGCAACUAUCAGAAUACGCAUACGAUCGCUAAUCGCUUAUAUGAUAUUCAACGAGAUGUGACUAAAUAUAUAGAAAAUAUUACUUCUGCCGAUUUAUUGAACUUUGCUAGACAAGUAGCUACAGGAAUGGAAUUUUUAUCUUCUAAUCGGAUAGUACAUCGUGAUUUGGCUGCUCGUAAUGUAUUAGUGCGAUCAGAUAGAGUGGUGAAAAUUUCGGAUUUUGGUCUCAGCCGGGAUAUCUAUCAAGAGAAUGUUUAUCGAAAGAAAGGAAAUGGUAAAUUGCCUUUAAAAUGGAUGGCACUCGAGGCUUUAACGCAUCAAAUAUAUACUACUUAUAGUGACGUAUGGGCUUUUGGAAUUUUAUUGUGGGAAAUUGUUACUUUAGGUGCCACACCUUAUCCUGAUACUCCCACAAAUAAAAUUUUACAAUUCCUCAAAUCCGGAUGUCGAAUGGAGAGACCACCAAAUUGUAGUCGAGAACUGUAUAGCAUAAUGUAUUCAUGUUGGAAUAUAAGACCACAAAGUAGACCCACUUUUACUGAAUUAAAACAAAACUUGGAUAAAUUGCUUAGCAAUUAUUCAGAAAAUAAAUAUUUGAGUUUGUGCGAUGUUCUGUAUGAAUCAGCUGACGAAUGUAAUGAACCAAAGUCGAUUAAUGCAUAGUUAAAAUGUAUAGCACAACUAUAUUAAGUAUAGCUCAUUAAAUUUUAACAUGACAAUUUUAACAAUUUUUACUAUGACCAAAAUUUAUUUCCUAAUUAUUAUACAUACUAUAAUAAUUUAAUUAUGUGAUGUAUAAUAUAGUCAAUCACUCAAAUUAAGAUGAAUUGCGUCAUCC